AUGGGCCGCCGUGGCCGGGGCGCGGGAGAGGCGGUCGUGGAGCGGCGGAGAUGGCAGCGUGUACCAGGCCUCCCAACAGACCUUCAAGCCUGCAUUGGACGGCUGUCGAGUGAGGACCGUCUGGCGCUGCGAACGGCGAGCUUCUUUCGACAAAAAGCAGAAAGGAAAAGAAUAGGGAGGGUGAGGGCGGCGGCGCAGCGGGUGAAGACGACUGAGGUUGUUCUGCACCGAAAGAAGGGGCACCACAGUACCGUGAUAGACGUUGGGGCUGGGGCGCGUUGGGCGUGCAAUUGCGCCGCUGUGUGCAAGAGUGCCAGUGUGCAUUCGCCGCUGGCCCAGCUGGACAGCGUGCCCGGCCUGGCCAGAGAAUACGUCGCCGGUCCAGCAGCAGCGUCCAACGAUGCAGCGAGCCUGUCCUGUCCAUCCCAUCGGUGGCUUGUGCCAGGCCCUCUGCCUCGCAUCUGUGCAUCCAUCUGUGCACCUGUGCAGCUCUCUCCUGGGGCCCGGUCUGGAGAACCAUGGCGGCUCGCCCAUGGUGAUUCACGCCAUUCACGCCAUUCGCACCCAUCGCAUUCUGCUGCCCUCUGGCCCACGCCUGGGCAGACCGUGCUAGGCAGCGCGAUGGAGCUCCCUGCAGCGCUGCAGCUCGACAUUGCAGCAGCCCGGCCUCUAGUUCCUGGCUACCCAUCACCUAGCCGCCUUUGUGCCAUGCGGGGGUUCUGCCAUGCACAGCAACAAAGCACAACAGAAGUUUAUGCUCGCCCUCACCGCCCGGACAAGUCCGCUCUGAUGUUUCCGCGCAGCCACCCAGCUGCUGCCGCGACGCAAUCGCCUGCAAUCUUGCCCUCGACGUGCAAUCUGCCCUCCCACCCACAUUUGUGCGCAACAGUGGGCAAGGCGGCACCAGCUCGCAGUGCUGUGCCACCCGCUGCUACCCAGUCGACGCCAAUCCGAACUCGAUCCUGCACCUAA
Messenger RNA from Dothidotthia symphoricarpi CBS 119687, 972 nucleotides. RefSeq lists its product as uncharacterized. The record is from RefSeq and is a predicted model, not a curated record. Lineage: Eukaryota; Fungi; Ascomycota; Dothideomycetes; Pleosporales; Dothidotthiaceae. The coding region runs from base 1 to 972 and encodes 323 amino acids. The transcript has 2 exons.